Molecule: messenger RNA, 3363 nt
Organism: Octodon degus (degu)
Lineage: Eukaryota; Metazoa; Chordata; Mammalia; Rodentia; Octodontidae
Gene: Prpf40b
Product: pre-mRNA processing factor 40 homolog B
Exons: 26
Coding region: 157-2748 (863 amino acids)
Biological process (GO): mRNA cis splicing, via spliceosome
Cellular component (GO): U2-type prespliceosome; U1 snRNP
Molecular function (GO): RNA binding; protein binding
Source: RefSeq, a predicted model, not a curated record
AGGGGUCUGAGGCCGGAGGCUGAGGGAGACGGGAGUUGCUGCGACUCGGGAGUGGGAGUGAGUCAGACCAGGCAGACCUUGGGAUCUUCUGGCUCUCCGAGCAUUUCAGAACUCUGAGGAUUGGGGUGAAGAGAAAACUGGGGAGUGCAUCUGAGGAUGCCCCCUCCAGGGAUUCCCCCACCUUUUCCUCCGAUGGGGCUCCCUCCCAUGAGUCAGAGACCACCAGCCAUCCCCCCUAUGCCACCUGGCAUCCUGCCCCCAAUGCUUCCACCAAUGGGGGCACCACCACCACUCACACAGAUACCAGGAAUGGUACCUCCGAUGAUGCCAGGAAUGCUGAUGCCAGCAGUGCCUGUCACCGCAGCGACGGCUCCGGGUGCGGACACCGCCAGCUCUGCUGUGGCUGGGACAGGUCCUCCGAGGGCCCUUUGGAGUGAGCAUGUGGCCCCUGAUGGGCGCAUCUACUACUACAAUGCUGACGACAAGCAGUCCGUGUGGGAGAAGCCCAGCGUGCUCAAGUCCAAGGCGGAGCUGUUGCUGUCCCAAAGUCCCUGGAAAGAGUACAAGUCAGACACAGGCAAACCUUACUACUAUAACAACCAGAGUCAGGAGUCCUGCUGGACCCGGCCAAAGGAUUUGGAUGACCUGGAGGCUCUAGCCAAACAAGAUACUACAGGGAAACAGCAACCCCAGUCACUACAGCCACAGCCUCCUCAGCCACAGCCUGACCCCCCACCUGUACCUCCUGGCCCUACGCCAGGGCCCACCGGCCUUUUGGAAACUGAGCCAGAUGGAAGUGAAGAUUGUGAUGUGUCGGAGGCUGGCCAGCCCCUGGAGCAGGGGUUCCUGCAGCAGGUGGAGGAAGGCUCUAGCAGUUCUGCUGGACAGCAUCAGCUACCACAGCAGGAGGAGGAGGAACCCAAGCCAGAACCAGAGAGGUCUGGCCUCAGCUGGAGCAACCGGGAGAAGGCAAAGCAGGCAUUCAAGGAGCUGCUGAGGGACAAGGCUGUCCCCUCCAAUGCCUCGUGGGAACAGGCCAUGAAGAUGGUGGUCACCGAUCCUCGUUACAGUGCCUUGCCCAAACUCAGUGAAAAAAAGCAAGCAUUCAAUGCCUACAAGGCACAGCGGGAGGAGGAAAAGGAGGAGGCCCGGCUGAGGGCCAAGGAAGCCAAGCAGACCCUGCAGCAUUUCCUGGAGCAGCAUGAACGCAUGACCUCCACCACCCGCUACCGGCGGGCAGAACAGACCUUUGGGGAGCUGGAGGUCUGGGCUGUGGUCCCUGAGAGGGACCGAAAAGAGGUUUAUGAUGAUGUCCUCUUCUUCCUCGCCAAGAAGGAGAAGGAACAGGCCAAGCAGCUUCGGCGCCGCAACAUCCAGGCUCUGAAGAGCAUCCUGGAUGGGAUGAGUAGUGUUAACUUUCAAACCACCUGGUCCCAAGCCCAGCAGUACCUCAUGGAUAACCCCAGCUUUGCACAAGACCAUCAGCUGCAGAACAUGGACAAGGAGGAUGCUCUGAUCUGCUUUGAGGAGCACAUCCGAGCUUUGGAGAGGGAGGAGGAGGAAGAGCGGGAACGGGCCCGGCUUCGGGAACGUCGCCAGCAACGCAAGAACCGGGAGGCCUUCCAGACCUUCCUGGACGAACUGCAUGAGACAGGCAAGCUGCACUCCAUGUCCACCUGGAUGGAGCUAUAUCCAGCAGUCAGCACUGACAUCCGGUUUGCCAACAUGCUAGGCCAGCCGGGAUCCACCCCUCUGGACUUGUUCAAGUUCUAUGUGGAGGAAUUGAAGGCUCGAUUCCAUGAUGAAAAGAAGAUCAUAAAGGAUAUUCUUAAGGACCGGGGCUUCUGUGUGGAAGUGAACACAGCCUUUGAGGACUUCGCCCACGUCAUAAGCUUUGACAAGAGGGCUGCUGCGCUGGACGCAGGCAACAUCAAGCUGACCUUCAAUAGUCUGCUGGAGAAAGCAGAGGCACGGGAGAGGGAGAGGGAAAAGGAAGAGGCACGAAGAAUGCGGUGCAGGGAAGCUGCCUUUCGAAGCAUGCUGAGGCAGGCUGUGCCUGCUCUGGAGCUGGGCACUGCGUGGGAAGAGGUCCGUGAGCGCUUUGUGUGCGACUCAGCCUUUGAGCAGAUCACCCUGGAGUCGGAACGGAUCCUGCUCUUCCGGGAAUUCCUGCAGGUGUUGGAACAGACCGAAUGCCAGCACCUCCACACCAAAGGCCGAAAACAUGGCAGAAAGGGCAAGAAGCACCAUCGAAAGCGUUCCCACUCGCCUUCAGGCUCCGAGUCGGAAGAGGAGGAGCUGCCCCCACCAUCCUUCCGGCCCCCUAAGUGGAAACGGCGGAACCCUUCCGAAUCUGGUUCUGAGCCCUCAUCUUCACUUGAUUCAGUGGAAAGUGGGGGUGCUGCCCUUGGAGGACAGGGCUCCCCAUCUUCCCACCUUCUUGCAUCAGAUCAUGGCCUUCGCAAAGCCAAAAAACCAAAAAAGAAAACAAAGAAGAGAAGACACAAGUCAAACAGUCCUGAGAGUGAAACUGACCCUGAGGAGAAAGCUGGCAAGGAGAGUGAAGAGAAAGAACAAGAACAGGAUAAGGACAGGGAGCUUCGGCAGGCAGAGCUCCCUAACCGCUCCCCAGGCUUUGGAAUUAAGAAGGAGAAGACAGGCUGGGACACGUCAGAAAGUGAGCUGAGUGAGGGGGAGCUGGAGAGGCGGCGGCGGACGCUUCUACAGCAGCUGGAUGACCACCAGUGACCCAACACGCUGCUCUCUGCCUUGGACCAGGCCUGUGUGAGGCAGUGGCUCCUGGGCCACCCUCACUGUGCCUCAGACUCUUUUCUUUGUCUGGUCUAUGUCCACUUUUGCUAAAGUAACUUUACCCCAACACACUACAGCUGACACCUCUCAAGGUCUGCUUUGGUGUUCAAGGGUUCCCUGAUUCCUGGACAACUAGUGCAGUCCUUCCCUCAGCCCCAGACCAGAAAUGGAUGGUGUGUAUCAUGUGGGGUGGGUGACACCAGAAGGUACAGUGUGAGUGCAGGGGUCUCUGGGGAACAGAUAGGCUGGUGGACACGGCCUCUUUGUCUAGCACCAGUGCCUGCUGCUGCCUGCCCUGGGGCUCCACCACUGCUUCCUCUAGCCCUAGGAACCAAUGUAUGUGUGUUAAUUUUGUUUUUAAAUAAUAUUUAUAACACGGCCAGUGACUUUUGUCUUCAUUUGCUAUUGGGGCAAGCUGGGGCCUGAACAGGGAAACAGAUGGCCAGGAGAGGGCAGUCGUGUCUCAUGUAGGCUUGUUCCCUUUGUGUGGUCAGAGACCACCCAGCCAGCUUCUCCCUUCCCCAGUCUCCUGAGCUCAUCCUCCCUGAAACG